Messenger RNA from Microbotryum saponariae, 818 nucleotides. The record is from the annotation of a GenBank genome assembly. NCBI's taxonomy places the organism in Eukaryota, Fungi, Basidiomycota, Microbotryomycetes, Microbotryales, Microbotryaceae.
AUGACCUCGCGCACGACCAAACGACUGCUCUCUGAACUGAACGACUUUGCCAACUCGCAACAGUCCGCCUCGUCCGGGCUGAUCAGUCUUGGACCACGCUCCGACUCGUCUCUUCUCGAUUGGACGGCGACGAUCCAAGGGCCACCCGAUUCGGCUUACCAAGGUGUGCACACCACCGACACCGGAUAUCAAUCGCUAGCUUCAGUCCAAACUCUCAUGUUGUAGGCGUUUUCAGACCGCACGUUCGUACUGGCGAUCAAGAUCCCCGAAACGUACCCUGCCCACCCCCCGACGAUCUCGUUCCCAGAACCCGUAUUCCACCCCAAUGUCCACCUCAAAGUGAGCAUCCUAUCUUGACCAAUUCCGCCUUGACCCGCCCUCCAUCGAGCUUACCGCUGCCCCUACCUGCCCUUCUCCCCCUCACGCCCUCACGCCCUCCCCCAACUCUCAGACAGGCGAGAUCUGCCUCGACGUCCUGAAAACCGAAUGGUCCCCCGUAUGGACCCUCACCUCCGCAUGCCUCGCCGUCCAGGCCCUCCUCGCCGUGCCUGAACCGAGUUCUCCUCUCAACGUUGAUGCGGGUCGGUCCUCGGCUCGGAUGAAGGUUCGGGGGGGGGGGGGGGGGAAAUGAGACUGAUCCUUUGAUUUUUGGGUCUGUGUGGGUGGGGGUGUGGGUGGGGGUGGGUGUUGGGGUCCGCGCAGCGAAUUUGUUGAGGUCAGGGGAUCAAGUCGCUUAUAGUUCCAUGGCGAGAAUGUACGUGUUGUUCAUUCGGGGGCAUCUUUUCGGCGAUCAUUGGCGCGAGGUGCCAAGUGGCUGA